AUGUUUUUAUUAAUCUUAUCCUUAAGGCCUAUUAUCUUAACUAAUAUUAUACUUCUUUUAAUAAAAGUAAAAAAUAUUUUAUAUCUGCAGAUUCCUUAUAUUAUAUAA
This is a messenger RNA of Fusarium proliferatum ET1, 108 nucleotides long. RefSeq lists its product as uncharacterized. Bases 1 to 108 code for a protein of 35 amino acids. The transcript is spliced from 4 exons. Lineage: Eukaryota; Fungi; Ascomycota; Sordariomycetes; Hypocreales; Nectriaceae. The record is from RefSeq and is a predicted model, not a curated record.